AUGACAGAAUUUACUAUGGAAGAUGUUGCUGCCCAUAAGACCAGAAACGACUUGUGGGUUGCCAUCCAUGGAAAAGUGUACGACAUUACCAAGUAUGUGCAAGACCACCCAGGUGGAGCAGAUGUUCUGAUCGAUGUGGCUGGGCAAGACGCAACUGCCGCAUACGAAGAUGUUGGGCACUCUGAGGAUGCGAACGAGAUCUUGGAAACAUACUUUCUCGGCACUGUGAAGGAUGCUGUCGACUACAAGCGCCCGUCUGCUGUGCGUCUGAUCCAACAGACACCUACUAAGGAGGUCGACACCACACGGCCAAACGCUACUCGUACGCUUGCAGUCGCGGCCGGUUCCCUCGGUGGAAUUGUUUCGCUCUACGCUGCGUCCACUUCCGCCAGAAGCCACAUCAACCUACAGGAUCUCCUGAAUACGCUUCCUCGGCUUUCGCAGCUUACGUCAAACAAGAUUGCCGUCCCCCACUUGCAACAGGGAGGGUUUGUCAAUGGAUUCGCCGUGGCGGCUAUGCUCUCUGCUGUAGCUGCCACCGUGAUUGCAUCCGGACUCUCCAAAUUCACGCAGAUUGAUUCUGGCUUCACCAGAUAUCCGCCAAGAAUCCACCCCACCACAGUCGCCAAGGAAAACCCCCAUCUAACUCCAGGAUUCCUUCACCCGAAAGAAUACAAGUCUCUGCCCUUGGUCAACAAGGUCCUCUUGGCCCCGAACGUCUAUCGCUUUGUGUUUGAACUCCCGAAUAGCACGGAUGUGAUAGGGCUUCCCAUCGGCCAGCACGUUGCCAUCAAGGCAACCAUUGAUGGACAAUCCGUCUCUCGGUCCUACACCCCCACUUCCAACAACCUGGAUCGUGGAAGACUGGAAUUAGUGAUUAAGUGCUAUCCCGACGGCCUGCUCACCGGCCGAUACCUUGCCAACUUGAAAGCUGGUGACAAAGUACAGUUUCGUGGCCCAAAGGGUGCUAUGCGCUACAGGAAAGGCAUCUGCAAGAAAAUUGGGAUGAUUGCUGGUGGGACUGGCAUUACUCCUAUGUACCAGCUUAUUCGUGCUAUCUGCGAAGAUGACACCGAUACUACCGAGAUCAGCCUUAUUUACGCUAACCGUGCAGAGGAGGAUAUCCUGUUGAAGCAGGAACUCCAGGCUUUCGCUGCCAGUUAUCCGCAGAACUUGAAGAUUUGGUAUAUGUUGGACAACCCGCCCCAGAAAUGGGCUUAUGGGAAGGGCUAUGUCACAGCCGCUGUAAUGCGUGAAAAACUCCCGGGUCCCUCCCCAGACACAAAGGUUAUGCUUUGUGGCCCACCGGGCAUGAUCAAUGCCUCGAAGAAGGCUCUGGUGGGCUUGGGCUUUCAGGCCCCUGGUGCAGUCUCUAAGAUGAGUGAUCAGAUAUUCUGCUUCUAG
Messenger RNA from Aspergillus pseudonomiae, 1404 nucleotides. RefSeq lists its product as uncharacterized. NCBI's taxonomy places the organism in Eukaryota, Fungi, Ascomycota, Eurotiomycetes, Eurotiales, Aspergillaceae. Gene Ontology annotation, cellular component: endoplasmic reticulum. The record is from RefSeq and is a predicted model, not a curated record. The coding region runs from base 1 to 1404 and encodes 467 amino acids. The transcript has 2 exons. Gene Ontology annotation, molecular function: oxidoreductase activity; heme binding.